Racocetra persica is the source of this 417-nucleotide messenger RNA. NCBI's taxonomy places the organism in Eukaryota, Fungi, Glomeromycota, Glomeromycetes, Diversisporales, Gigasporaceae. The record is from the annotation of a GenBank genome assembly.
AUGUUUCCCGAUAACGAUAAUGAAACAACAUUUCACGAAAAUAUUAAAAAGACUCACAAAGAGAAGCAAAUCGAAGUUAUCAAAAUUAAGUCAUUCGAUGCACUUAUUAAUUUAAACCAUGAAAAGAUGAUGAAUUUUGACUUCAUUUACAUUGAUGGUUCUCAUGAAUCUCAUGAUGUGCUAUCAGAUGUUAUUUUAUCAUGGAAUCUUUUGAAAGAAGGAGGAAUAAUGAUUCUUGACGACUAUGAGUUGGAUUUUUUCGAAGAGGAAUAUCAUAAUCCUAGAAUAGCAAUUGAUUCGUUCCUUAAAUGUUAUCAGACACAAAUAGAAAUAAUUUUCAAAAAUUAUCAAGUGGCAGUUAAGAAAGUUGUUAAGGAAUGCACUCGAACUGUCAGAGAAGGCAAAUUCAUCCCUUGA